AUGGAUAAUGGAGUGGAGUUGUUGGCUAAACUUCCAAAUCCAAAUGCAGGACCUGCUCAUUAUACCACUGCAUCUGAGGUUGCGACAUGCCAUUUUCUGCGAGAAAUAUUUAAUAUACCAGUGCCUCGGAUUCUUGCUUGGUCCUCCGAUGCGUCAAAUCCUGUUGGCGCAGAAUAUAUCAUUGAAGAAAAGGCCUCUGGUGUCCGACUUGGUAGCCUUUGGAAUCAUUGGUCGCGGGGCCCAAAGCUCAAGAUAAUUACUCAAAUUGCGCAAAUAGAGGAUGUGUUGACUUCCAUUAGUUUUCCGAAGCAUGGAUGCAUCUACUUUAAAGAGGACUUACUCGCGUUGACUGGAGUUGCGCCAGAUCUGUCUGUUAACUCGUCUGCUGCUCCUGAGAUACUCUAACGGUUCUCCUUGGGCCCACUCUCAUCGCCGGAGCUUUGGAAUAGUGGCCGAGCAUCAAUGAAAUUGGAUUGCGGUCCCUGUGAGUAUCCUUCCGUUUCCAACCUCCGCAGGGUUUUUCCUAUUUGCGGUACUGAUACCAAUCCUAUAAGUCGAAACCCCCUUGAAUAUUCUCAGGCGAUGGGGUUGAAUGAAAUUACAUGGAUCAAAUCGCAUGCUCUUC
Messenger RNA from Blastomyces gilchristii SLH14081, 625 nucleotides. RefSeq lists its product as uncharacterized. The record is from RefSeq and is a predicted model, not a curated record. NCBI's taxonomy places the organism in Eukaryota, Fungi, Ascomycota, Eurotiomycetes, Onygenales, Ajellomycetaceae. Bases 1 to 405 code for a protein of 134 amino acids. The transcript has 2 exons. Gene Ontology annotation, cellular component: mitochondrion.